This is a messenger RNA of Tetrahymena thermophila SB210, 2706 nucleotides long. Its product is annotated as adaptin amine-terminal region protein. The transcript is spliced from 5 exons. Gene Ontology annotation, molecular function: cargo adaptor activity. Gene Ontology annotation, biological process: receptor-mediated endocytosis; intracellular protein transport. Gene Ontology annotation, cellular component: membrane coat; AP-4 adaptor complex. Lineage: Eukaryota; Ciliophora; Oligohymenophorea; Hymenostomatida; Tetrahymenidae. The record is from RefSeq and is a predicted model, not a curated record.
AUGAGUUAAUCAUAACAGCUAACCAAAGAAAUGCAUGACUUAAUCAAGUCUAUAGGUGAGACUCGUUCUAAGCAAGAAGAAGAUAAAAUCAUCCUUGCUGAAUAAGCCAAAUUGAAGGUUUCAAUUAAAGAUUAAUCGCUUUCAACUCGUAGAUAGAAGGAAAAUUUGAUCAAAGCAAUUUAUAUUGAAAUGUUAGGACACGAUGCUAGUUUCGCACAUUUCAGCGCAGUUUAAAUGGCUCAAUCAAAAAGUCUUUAAAUGAAGAGACUUGGUUAUUUAACUUGCUGUCUCUUUUUGAAUGAAUAAAGUGAUCUUCUCAUUCUUCUUGUUGCAAAUUUGUAAAAAGAUCUGUAAUCUAAAAACAUCCACGAAGUCGUAAUAGCCUUAACUGCAUUAGGAAAGUUAAUGAACAAGACUAUUUUACAAGGUGUCUUAGAUUUGAUCAUAAAAUUGUUAAUACAUCACACUGAUUUGGUAAGAAAGAAAGCUAUCAUGGUAUUACAAAGAAUUCACAACAUUUCUCCUGAUUCAAUUCCUGAUUACGAUGAUAAAAUGCGCCGUGCUCUUUGCGAUUUCGAACCUUCAGUUAUGGGAGUUGCCCUUAAUCUUUACCUUGAAGCUGUUAAGGAAGAUCCCACUAAAUACAAAGAAUCAGCAGGCUCUUUUGUUUUAAUUUUGAAAUAAGUUAUUGAACACAAAUUACCUCGUGAGUUCGACUAUGCUCGUAUUCCUGCUCCUUGGAUCUAAAUCAAAAUUUUAUAGAUCCUAUCUAUAUUAGGUAAAAAGGACUAAAAGGUAUCAGAAUAAAUUUAUGAAAUUUUGGGAUAGGCUCUUCGUAGAAGCGAUGAUUCAGGAAGCAAGAUAGGAUUUGCAGUUACUUACUAAUGCGUUAAGACUAUUGCUACUAUCUAUCCCUAUUAAAGUCUCCUCGAAUAAGCUGCUUCUGCUGUUUAAAGAUUUUUAACUGCUGAAAAUAACAAUUUGAAGUACUUGGGUAUAAAUGCUCUCAUUUCAAUCGUUUAGGUAAAUGCUGCUUAUGUCCAUGAGCAUUAAUUAAUCAUUAUUGACUGCUUAGAAAGCAAUGAUGAAACUUUGAAGAAAGAGACUAUGGAACUCUUAUAUAAAAUGACUAAUGUUAAGAAUGUAGAAGCUAUAGUUGGUAGACUAAUUGUAUUCUUGAAAACAAGCUCUGAUCCUUUCUUCAGAAGAAAUUUAGUAAACAAAAUUACUUCCUUGGCUGAUAGACAUUCUCCAAGCAAUGAAUGGUUCUUAAAAACUAUGAAUCUCGUAUUUGAGUACGGUAGUGAGUACAUCAGCAGCGAUAUUUUGAACACCUUCUUAAAAACUUUGAAUGAAAAUUUCUCCGCAAGUGGAGUCUAAUUUGGUACUUACUUGAUUGAUACUUACUUAGAAACAAUUAAGAAACCCAAUCUCUCUGACGUAACCUUUUAAAUGAUCGCUUGGGUUUUUGGUGAAAUUGGUGCUGCAACUUAUGGUAACGAUGAAACUUAACUUUAAAAGUUGAUUGAAUGCUUGCUUGAAUCUAUCACAAAUGAUUUUGAAAAUACUUCAACUAGAGGAUGGUUCUUGAAUGCUUUAGCUAAAUUAUCUUCUUGCUCUGCUUUCAAUAUGCAAGAAUAAGUAGCUGCAUGUCUCGACUAUUAUGGGGAAUCUCGCUGUUUAGAAGUAUCUUCUAGAUCUACAGAAUAUAAGAUUCUUUCAAAGUACAAUGCUGCUUUGAGAUAAUCUUCUGCUAUUAAAGUUGAUACCAAGUUAAACUUCCUUAACGAUUUUAUUGAAAGAUCUGUUAGAAACGGAGCACCUCGUUUUAAUUCUAACAAAAUUAUACAAGCUGUUAUGAGCAACGAUAAAGCAUUAAACUUUGCACCUGUUGAUUCAAGACACACUGCAAAAUCAGAUUAAGAAGAAGUCUUAAAAUUAACCAAUAAUAAGGCUAAUCCUUGGGGUUAAGAAGGAUUUGUUUAACCUGAAUAACCUGCCAAGGCUCCUAUCUAAAAAGAGGCUGAGAAAGGACAAAAGUCUUUUUCUAAUAAAGAUUACCCAAGCGGACCAUACAUACCUGGCACAGAUAUAUGGAAAAAUAAAGAGCAAGAUAAACCAAAUAGCAAUCCUACUCCUCCUCCUCCUAAAAAAGUUGAACCUGAAGAUACCAAAAAGAAGCAAUAAACUAAAAUGGCAGAGAUGUUUUUCGGUGGAAUUACAACUACUGGUCCCGCAGCAACCAACACAACUACCACAACAAAGCCUAUUGUGUAUUAAAACACUAAUCCUUAUGGCUAAACUCCUUCAGUCAAUAAUUAGGCAAUUAAUUUACUUGAAGAUGAUGAUUUACCUUCUUUCACUUCUCAAAAACCAGCUGGUCCAUCUUUCACUCCCAUAAACAUCAAUGUUGAAUAAUAUGAAAAUUAUUGGGAAUAAUUUAGAUUUGAAGAAAACUAAGAUAUUAAGAGCAAUAAAGUUAAAACAGAAUACGAAUUCAGAAAUAUGCUAACUAAUAUUGGAAUUGGUGUUGUUGAAGUUGAUAACAAUGAAUUAAUUUGUGCAGGUAAAAACAUCAGUUCAUAAAAUAUCAUGCUUUUGUAUGGAUCCUACACUGCAUUAGGAAAUCUUUCAAUCACAAUGAAGUCUAAUUCUAAGCAAGAAAUUGAUUAAAUAUUUAAUACUAUCAAAACCAGAUUUGUUUGA